AUGAAGGCUGAAAAAGCUAAAAUAGAAGCCUUUGAAGUAUGGUGUUGGAGAAGAGUGCUAAAAAUUUCAUGGACGGAAAAGAUAAAAAAUGAUGAGAUUUUCAGGAGAAUGAAUACCCAAAAAUCAAUAUGGAAUACGCUAGGACUGAGGAGGAAAGCAUGGAUCGGACACGUAAUAAGGAAUAGUCCUUGGAUAACCACAAUAAUAGAGGGGAAAAAUCGAAGGAAAACCUGGAAGAGGAAGGCCCAGAACUCCAUUUCUGAAGCAGGUGAUGGAAGAUACCGGAAUAAGAACAUACUGGGAGAUGAGAGGAUUAUAAGUGACAGAGAUAAGUGGAGAGAAACACCAUUAAUCAUUUAA
Cinara cedri is the source of this 360-nucleotide messenger RNA. The record is from the annotation of a GenBank genome assembly. Lineage: Eukaryota; Metazoa; Arthropoda; Insecta; Hemiptera; Aphididae.